UCCCGGGGCCGUCGGCGAGAUAGCGCCCGGCAGCGGGACAGGGACACACGGACGGGGACACCUGCCGGGGCGAUGAAGUCUGUGGAGUGGCUUCGAGUGCCCCAGGAACCCUGCGGACGGCUUCGCACCCGGCAGGUGAUUCCGUGUCCAGACGCCACAGCCCCGCCCCGCGAUCCCCGGCCGGAAGCGCGGCUGCCCAAGCGGUUGCCGGGGAACAGGCGAGCCGGAAGUCCCGCCUGCCGAGCCGCGGCUGUUGUUGUGACAGGGACCGUGACAGCGACAGGCCUGGCACGAGCCCCCGCCCCCCGCACACGGGCCUCGCCGCCUCUGGCUUCGCUCCCUGCCCGCCUGCACCAUGAAGUGGAUGUUCAAGGAGGACCACGCGCUGGAGCACAGAUGUGUCGAGUCCGCAAAAAUCCGAGCCAAAUACCCCGACCGUGUCCCGGUCAUAGUGGAGAAGGUCUCAGGAUCUCAGAUUGUUGAUAUUGACAAGAGGAAGUACUUAGUUCCGUCUGACAUCACUGUGGCCCAGUUCAUGUGGAUCAUCAGGAAGAGGAUUCAACUGCCAUCUGAGAAGGCAAUAUUCCUCUUUGUAGACAAGACUGUCCCACAAUCCAGCUUAACUAUGGGACAACUUUAUGAGAAGGAAAAGGAUGAGGAUGGAUUCUUGUAUGUUGCCUACAGUGGAGAGAACACAUUUGGUUUCUGAAUGGCAAAUCCUUGGAUUGUGUGGGAGAGGGUGGAAAAACCAGCUAAUUGACCUAAUUGCACAAUGCUGAAGUUCGCACUCUGAUACUAAAGGAUAACACUGCGUUGAAGAAGUAGCAUCACUCUGACCUUCCUAAGCCAGCAAGGAGACGCUAAAUACAGUUUAGAUUCCUGUUAACAAGUUUUAAUUCAUUUUCACACUGUGUGGUGCCUAAGAAUCCAGUUUUUAAAAUGCUUCCAGUUACAGUGGAAAUUUACCACUUUCCAAACUUCAAUCAAAUUCAUACUAACUCAAAUCCCCAUGAAGAUAUACAUUAUGCCGAGAAUUGUUUAGCUCUGCAGUCAUUCACAAGUGUUGGCAAAAGGACUCAAAAAUACGAACGUAGGAGCCUGUGAAAGGUUGACACCCUAUUACUGCGGCUUGACCCAGUAACUGUGAUGCAUGUGCUUACUGCAUCUGAAAAUGUGCUGUUGAUCUCAGUAAGCCUUUCAUUAGUCAGAAUAGCACUGCACUGUAAACCACUGCUUUAGGAAACAUUCUGUCAGUACUUCCAUCCUGAAUUACUUCUAACUCCCUUUUCACACAUUAAUGUUUACUCCUAACAAUUUUUGAUUCAGAAUGAA
Molecule: messenger RNA, 1332 nt
Organism: Motacilla alba alba
Lineage: Eukaryota; Metazoa; Chordata; Aves; Passeriformes; Motacillidae
Gene: GABARAPL2
Product: GABA type A receptor associated protein like 2
Exons: 5
Coding region: 356-709 (117 amino acids)
Biological process (GO): cellular response to nitrogen starvation; macroautophagy; autophagy of mitochondrion
Cellular component (GO): autophagosome; cytosol; autophagosome membrane
Molecular function (GO): ubiquitin protein ligase binding
Source: RefSeq, a predicted model, not a curated record